Messenger RNA from Adineta steineri, 948 nucleotides. The record is from the annotation of a GenBank genome assembly. NCBI's taxonomy places the organism in Eukaryota, Metazoa, Rotifera, Eurotatoria, Adinetida, Adinetidae.
AUGAUGGCAACAAGUAUUGAUUUACACACAUUUUCAUCUGAUUGCAAUCCAUUUAUAAUCGAUGGACGUCUACAAGUAGUAUUUGAUAUGGAAACUGGUGAUCCAGAUGAUUUUGUUACUCUUAUUUUUCUUCUUGGUCAUCCAUUAGUACAUUUAAAAGCUAUUACAAUUGUUCCUGGUACUCCUGAUCAAAUUGGUUUUAUACGAUAUGCUCUCAAUCGUUUCAAUCGAAAUGAUAUACCACUUGGUGUAUUUAAUAUGAAUGCAAAACCUGCACUAUCGAAAUUUCAUUUGAAAAUCUAUGCACCUGAAAUUAUUCGUGAAUCAAGAAACGCACUCGAUGGUAGUGAUGUUCUUCUUACUUAUUGUGAUGAAAAAACAAUUUUAAUUUGUGGAGGACCAUUAAAAAAUGUUGCAAAAGCUAUUCAAACUGGUCAAUUUAAACUUGGUCGAUUGGUUGCUCAAGGUGGAUUUGCUGGUGAUAACAUCGUACCCGAAGAUAAACGUUUGAAUAAAUUCAAUGGAAGAAUAACAUGUCCAACAUUUAAUUUAACUUCAGAUCCAAAAGCAGCUAAGAUUGUUUUGGAUUUCAAUGGUAUUAAAGAGAAAUUUUUUGUAUCAAAAAAUGUUUGUCAUGGUGUUUUAUAUACAAAUGAUACUCAUAAACAACUUGAAAAAGUUAAAGAUCGAAGUCAAUCAUUACAUGAAAUGUAUCAUGUCAUGUCUGUUUAUUUAAAUCGAGCUGGUAAAAUAGAAAAAGCAUUUCAUGAUCCAUUAGCUGCUUGUUGUGCUAUUGAUAUUUCUAUUGGUCAAUGGAAAGAUGUAAGAUUAUACAUGGAUGAAAGGACAAAAGAAUGGGGAUCAAAGAUUAGUGAACAUCCAAAUGUGAAAAUUAUUAUUGAUUAUGAUCAAGAUAAAUAUCUCUCGACUUUAUUUGCAUAUGCGUAA